AUGGCCAUGGAGCCGUUCAAUUCAGAUAUAUAUGAAGGUUAUAACCUGUAUAUUCAUCCCGAUAAGUUCUACUUGGAACCUAGGGAUCGUGAAGGAGGACUCCUUUCCACGACAUACUUGGAAAUUGAUAGACAUUAUAAUACUAUACGGCUUGGAGAUGCAAAUGUAUCAAGAAUCCCGGUCUCUGGUGCAGAUUUGCAUUUGAUUCGAGGCAUCUUGGGUACUAUUCAACUUGUUUCUGGCAUGGCUCUGAUUGUGAUAAAACGUAUCAAGCAGGUGGGGUCUUUGAACGGUCAUCAUGUAUGGUCUAUCGUCGAGACGGAAGUGAUCCCCUACAAAAAAACAUUACUUCACUUAACAGAAAAGCAGAUUUGGUAUAAUCGUCUUUUCACUGAUAUGAUACAAACUGUGUUGUCCACUGGUGGAUUUUAUUUCUCCCACACUUUGGAUUUAUCCCGAUCUCUCCAAUGGUUAAGCGAGAACGCAAGCCCUGAGUUCCGUCAGAGGAGUAUGAUUGACAGAUGUGAUGAACGUUUUGUUUGGAAUCGUCACCUUCUCUCUGCAAUCAGAUCAAUAAGUGGAACGGCAAGAUAUUGUCUACCAGUAAUCCAUGGCUUCUAUGGUCAAUUCAUCGAGAGCAUCAAUGGACAGUCUUUUAAAGUGAUCUUGGUUUCCAGAAGAAGUGUUCACAGAGCUGGAGUUCGUUUUUACAAGCGUGGUGUGUGUCCUGAUGGCAACCCCGCCAAUUACGUCGAAACAGAGCAGAUUGUUGAACUGGACAAGGAUGCAGAAAGAAAAAUAACUGCUUUCUUACAAUUGAGAGGAUCGAUUCCACUAUUCUGGUCUCAAAAACCAAACCUUAAAUGGCAGCCUAUCCCCUGCAUGAAGCCUCACGACGAUCAACUUCAAGCCUACGUGAAGCAUUUCGAAAACCAAAAAAAAUAUUAUAAUGGAAGACAUGUUAUUGUGAGUUUGAUCAAUACUCAUGGUCGUGAGAAACGUAUCGGAGGAGAACUUGAGAAAGUAUCUCAGCAAGCAAAUUUGUCCUUUGUUAGAUAUAAUCCUUUCGAUUUCCAUAAAGAAUGCAAAGCCAUGAAAUGGGACCGGGUAUCAAUUUUGAAGGAACAAUUACGUCCAGAAAUAACUGAAUUCGGAUUUUUUGCUUCCUCAUUGAACGAUCAUGAGUUCGGACGGACACAGUCUGGUUUCUUCAGAACAAAUUGUAUGGAUUGCUUGGAUAGAACAAACGUGAUUCAGUGUAUGCUUGCUCGAGAAUCUUUGACCGACCAACUCGAAGUUUUGGGAAUUCUGUAUCCUGGACAGAAAGUCGAGUUUAUGGAAGCGUUGGAAGCAUCUUUCAAGAAUUUAUGGGCUGAUAAUGGUGAUGAAUGUAGUAAGCAAUAUGCGGGAACUGGAGCUCUGAAAGCUGAUUUUACAAGAUUAGGUAAGCGUACAUAUCAAGGCGCUCUCAAUGACGGAAUAAAUGCAAUUACACGCUAUUUCCGCAACAACUUUGCCGAUGGAUACAGACAGGAUGCCAUAGAUCUGUUUCUGGGAAAUUUCAUAGUUGAUCCAAAUAAUCUCCCCUCAACACUUGAAACAACACUGAUAGCUCUGGAUCAGAAUGGUGUUGCCCUUUUGGCGGCCUUGUUUGCCAUGGCUAUGACGGUUUUAUGCGUCUUAGUUGCAGAAAACAUAUCGGCAACACUGUUUUGGCUCCUCGUCUUCAUUUUCUGUGUAAUGUUCAUAUUCCUGAACGGGGAAGAAUUCGUAAAUGUGCCGAAGCUGAAGAAAGAUUGA
This is a messenger RNA of Auanema sp. JU1783, 1800 nucleotides long. The record is from the annotation of a GenBank genome assembly. NCBI's taxonomy places the organism in Eukaryota, Metazoa, Nematoda, Chromadorea, Rhabditida, Rhabditidae.